Saccoglossus kowalevskii is the source of this 942-nucleotide messenger RNA. RefSeq names its product protein dcd1A-like. Lineage: Eukaryota; Metazoa; Hemichordata; Enteropneusta; Harrimaniidae. The record is from RefSeq and is a predicted model, not a curated record.
AUGGCUGGCAGAGUAACAUUCAUUGCGACGCUGGUCGUCGUGUUCGUUUUUAGCUGUCAUGCAAAGCCUGACCCACACGCCAAACCAAAUCAUAACCCCAUCCAAACUGGUCCACCAGUGUUUGUGAAGCAGAUAAAAAAUGCAAAGCUGUAUACCGCUGGCAAAGGAGAUGACGUCAUAAAAGUGUUGCAUCUAUGGGGCACUCCAUAUGAGAUGGGAUACGCCCAUGGGACCAUUUUAAAAGACGAAGCCACAGACUUAUUGAAUGAAGUGUGGGGUUAUUUAGAAAAACAGGUGACAGACGCCAUUAAUGGUACUCUUCCUGGAUUCUUCCAGGAGUGGUUUCUGAAGGAUGUCGCUGAUUUGGGGCUAGACAUUGCGCUUGAUUUGGAGAGAGCGGCCACCAAACCAUUUACACCUGAUUACUUUGACGAGGAGAUGAAAGGUAUAUCUGAUGCAUCUGGGGUCGAUGUGAAGAAAAUAGAGAGGAUUCAUAUGUUGGGAGAAUUGACAAAAGGCAGUUGUUCAAUGUAUGGUGCUUGGGGUAAAGCUGUUCCAAUGCCAGGUUCAGUCAUGCAGUUACGUGCUCUGGAUUGGGCUUCAGACGGCCCAUUUCAAAACCAUCCGCAAAUUACAGUUUAUCAUAUCGACGAAACCAAUAGUAAUAACGGUCACACAUUUGCCAAUGUGGGGUGGACGGGAUGGAUUGGUUCCAUACAAGGAAUGUCAUCCAAGCAAAUGGCAAUCAGUGAAAUUGGUGUCUCCUAUCCAGAUGAUACAUUUGUGAAAGAAUCCAGAUUUGGUUACCCAUUUACGUAUAUACUUCGAGAUAUUCUGCAAUUUGACAAUACCUUGGACGAUUCUAUAAACCGCAUUGCCAAUGCACGUAGAACAUGUAAUCUGAUUCUUGGAGUAGGUGAUGCCAAGGAAUGGAUUGGUUAG